Cordyceps fumosorosea ARSEF 2679 is the source of this 312-nucleotide messenger RNA. RefSeq lists its product as hypothetical. The record is from RefSeq and is a predicted model, not a curated record. Lineage: Eukaryota; Fungi; Ascomycota; Sordariomycetes; Hypocreales; Cordycipitaceae. The transcript has a single exon. The coding region runs from base 1 to 312 and encodes 103 amino acids.
AUGCAGACCGUCAACACAAUUCUCCUCUCCCUCAUUGCCGCCAGCGUAGGCACCGGACUCCCACAAAGUGGCGGAACUGCUAUUGGACAGGCUACGCAGUGCAAAUACAUGGUGUCGUGGCAAGAGGAAAAGCCCGGGUACAAGUGGAUUUGGGUUUGCAAGGAAGAUUGCGUCACAUGGCAGUUUUCCGACAAGUCGCAUCCAGAAUGCUUGCGUCAAGUCCCUAUCGAUAGCACGGAUGAGAGGUACGUCGCGGCUCAACGGCACAUGGAUUGUUCAGAUAGACUGACUAGAACCUUGUUCAGCGUCUAG